Epinephelus fuscoguttatus (brown-marbled grouper) is the source of this 2855-nucleotide messenger RNA. RefSeq names its product Cbp/p300-interacting transactivator, with Glu/Asp-rich carboxy-terminal domain, 2 (gene cited2). Bases 319 to 921 code for a protein of 200 amino acids. The record is from RefSeq and is a predicted model, not a curated record. Lineage: Eukaryota; Metazoa; Chordata; Actinopteri; Perciformes; Serranidae. The transcript is spliced from 2 exons. Gene Ontology annotation, biological process: regulation of DNA-templated transcription. Gene Ontology annotation, cellular component: nucleus.
UCAGCGCAUCUGAAGGAGCUUGAGUUUUUUGGGGAUUGAAAAAAAUGCGUAAACGCAUGCGUAAUAUCCAACAAAUGCCUCGAGGCAGCUGGAGGAGGGUCAGUCACAUCGAGUUUCACAACAGCGACCUGAUACAGGACUGUAGUGAGAGAGUGAGUACGCAACGAGCUGAGGAGCGGGUUUGAUGCGUAAAAGCGCAAAUAAAGGAAAAGACAUGCAGGUUGUUUACAGCGCGAAGCUCCUCCAGCUGAUCAUCUGACGUAACGCGACUAUCGGAGGACAUGUAGGCAACUUUGUGUCUGGACGACCCUCGGACACAUGAUGGAGCCCGUCAUGGCUGUGAUGAACCGCGCAGGUGAACUCGCCGCUUGCCGCGACCCAGCGCGCAGAAAGCUGGGGAUGAGACAGUUCUCGACCUCGUUUCACCUCCAGCAGCCGCUGCAGCUCCAGUAUGACGGACUCACGAUGGGGCUCGGAGUGACCGAUGAUGCGCAUUCAGUCGGGAGCGCGCAUGUGAACAUCGGGCAUGUUGACAGUAACGCGGCGCGUCACGGAGUGCGCAUCUAUCCGGUGACAUCACCGGGACAGCUGUCGGCCAGCAGGCACCUGCAGCAACUCAACACGCAGUACUGUAACCACGGGCAACACGCAUCCCAUCAUCACAACUACAUGCACGUGCCACAAGCUGUUAACUACGGCAGAGACGCAGCGCACCUCGGUGCGCCCGGGUGGACUCCUGCGGGACUCCUGGAACAGGUCCCCGGUAUAGACUCUGAUCAGGUGGACGAGGAGGUUCUGAUGGGGCUGGUGGUGGAGUUCGGUUUGGACCGUGUGAAGGAGCUCCCGGAGCUGUGGCUCGGACACAACGAGUUCGAGCUGGUGGCGGACUUUGUGUGCAAACAGCAGAGCAGAGUGAGCUGAGGAAGAGGAGGCUGAGUGGAAACCUGUGGCUGAAGCGGAGCGCAGCCUGGAGGGUUACUGGUUUACUUUAUUUUCAAAGCAUUCACGAUUCAUUUAGGGACUGUUCUUUGUUCAUCAAAGGGAGGGGUGGAGGCUGGGCUGUGACUUGAUGAAAUAUCACGAGGCUGUUUUAAGAUAGGCUUUUUUCUUUUGACCAACACAUUCUCACUCUGACCUCGUCACAUGUCCACAUUUGGUCAUGGACUUUCCACGUCCACAUAUGACGUCCAAGGUACCCUGGGUGUGUUGGUUGUUGACGUUCUGGGACACCGUGUCAACUUCAGUCUGUUACAUGCAUUGUCUGUUUUCAAAAUACACUUAUGUUUUCACAGGAAAUGUACAGUUUGCAUACAGUCUCUUUCAAAAUAAAAGCACUACGUCAGCACAACACCGCAAAUUGACGAUUUUUUUUCUUCACCAACACAUGCACGUUGUUUCAUUUAGGAAAAAAGAACUGGGUUUGGCUUUACAAUCUUAGGGGACGUGAACACUGGCCUCUCGGAUGAAAGUGGUUGUUAGACCCAUCCACCUCCCCUCCUACAGGCCAAACUCGGACUUCUGCCCCCUUUAACUUAUGUUGCUGUCCUGCCACAUUUCCCCUUGACGCCACCAGGUGCACUUAAACAAAAAUUGUGACCAGAUACGUAUCAUGCUGAUGCGAAAGGUCUGGUGUCUGACACCAGAAGUCAUUGAAUAAGUGCUGCUAUUCAGCGACAUAGAAGUGAGAGCGGGUUGUUAUGAUGGAAGCAUUCGUUGCACAUGAUGUGUCCAAGGACCGUCAAAAAUUUGAAAAUCCAAUGAUUAUAUCUGUGUUUACAGUUUCAGACUGUGGUGUUAUUUUGGUAUUUUUUUAAGAAAGCAUGUCUUUCAAACCCGCACAUUUGUAAGGCAUGUUUACUUUAAAAAAAAAAAACAGUGGCAAAAUAAAUAAAAAAAUACAACCACUUAAAUUUGUAUGUCCCUCCCUUAUGCCACAAUAAAAAAGCAUUAGCCCCCACUCUUUGCAACACCCCCUCAUAAGUAAUGAACGGUCCCUUACUUUUAACUUUACCCACACCGUUUAACACACAGGUGACACUCCCACACCCGCCACAUACCUGUUUUCAUGUUUCCUGUUUGUAUGCGCUCUCAGUUUGGGUAGCACUGUUUGCCGAGUUUCACCGCGCUGUCCUUCUGCUCUCCUGUCCGGUGAUCCUCUCAGAAAAAUGCCCGAGAUCUUUAAAAGCCAGAUUAUAAACAGCUACCGUCCCUUAGAGUCACAACACACACGGAAACAAAAAUAGCAUGUUGUCUGACAGGCCAUUUUUUCCAGGUGAACCACUUCACCUUAAAUCUGUUUUUUGUACGUGAGGUUUGGUUUAUAACAACAUCCUGCAGCUGGUGCGCACCAAGCUGUUUCUUUCCAUCUGUGGAAAAUAAUCCAUCUUUUUUUGUUAACGAAAGUUAAUUUUUUCUUUGGCCAAUAAGACAACAGCACUUUGGUAAACAGCCAAUCAGAUUGCAGCCGGUCAACAGGUAACCAGCCCCACCCGGCAUCACUUUUGUGCCAUCCUCUCAGAUUGCCAAGGAUUUGCGCGUGCGUCCUGUUGUUGCCAAACGUCUCCAAACCAUUUAAACUAUUCUGGUGGUCACAGACUUUAACCUGUAGAUUAAUAACAAAACCUGCAGUUUUAGUUUCAGCAGCAUUCAGACAUGUAAAUAUGUAUUUUGGAGCUCAUAAAGCUGCAAAAAUCACAAGUUCAAUUUCUGCAAAAGGUUCAGCCAGUGAUACUUUACAUCCGUAGUCAUGAUACUGUGAGAUGAUCAGAGUCUGGAUACUUGGUCUCUUCAACGCUUUGAGAUGUUUCUUAUCUUCAGCAUUGCUUCAGAGACGACUUUGUACAGAGUUGGCGAAA